This is a messenger RNA of Oryza brachyantha (malo sina), 4584 nucleotides long. RefSeq names its product trafficking protein particle complex subunit 11. The record is from RefSeq and is a predicted model, not a curated record. Lineage: Eukaryota; Viridiplantae; Streptophyta; Magnoliopsida; Poales; Poaceae. The transcript is spliced from 14 exons. Bases 141 to 4406 code for a protein of 1421 amino acids. Gene Ontology annotation, molecular function: protein binding.
UCCAAACGAACCAAACAGCCACCACAGAUCCGAGCUUCCGUCCUCCGGGCCCACCACCACGGCGGCCAUACCCGCCGGCGGCCGGACCUAGCGCCUCUCGUCCGUUCGCCUCGCCGCGGGCCGCGGGUGGGGGGGCGGCCAUGGAGGACUACCCGGAGGAGCUGCGGACGCCGCCGCUGUCGCUGUUGUCCAUCGUGGGGUGCCCGGAGCUGCACCCCUCGAUCUCGGCGGCGCUGAGCUCCCAGCAGCCGCCCAUGAACUUGCUCGCGCUCCCGGACUUCUCAAAGGCCUCCAUCCUCGCUCGCACCGCCAAGACCCGCGACCCGCUCGCGCCGCCGCCGCCCCCCGCGGGGAUCCUGAAGAAGGACUGGCUCCUCAAGCACCGCACCCGAGUGCCCGCCGCCGUCGCCGCGAUGUUCCGGGCCGAUCAGGUCUCUGGGGACCCCGCCCAGUGGCUCCAGGCCUGCUCCGAUCUCGAGAACCUCAAGUCUGUAAUUCAGGGAAGGAACACUAAAUUAGUGGUGAUCCUUGUACAGUCUCAAGCUGGUGAUGAACUGGGCGAGGAUGUUACGGUUGCACUGAGAAAACGUGCAGAAAUUGAUUCAAAGCACCUGGUUGUGUUGGUUGAGAGAGAUGAAACAGAAUGGACCAAAUCUCUCAACAAGUUGACGAGUGUUUUUACGGAGUUAUGUACAACAUACUAUAAGGAUGAAGGACGAAGGAUAAAAUCUCGCAUUGAGAAAAGGAAUUUCUCAUCUGUUGAGCUGAGCAUCCGCUACUGUUUCAAGGUUGCUGUUUAUGCGGAGUUUAGGCGGGAUUGGCCUGAAGCACUAAAGUUCUAUGAGGAGGGCAUUCGGGUUCUGCGUGAGAUGGUUGGAACUUCAACAAGGCUGCCUCCAACCCAACACCUAGUUGAGGUAAAAGCAAUUGCUGAGCAAUUUCACUUUAAGAUAUCAACGAUAUUACUUCAUGGUGGAAAAGUUGUAGAAGCAAUCACAUGGUUCCGUAAGCAUAUCAGAAGCUAUGAGCGUGUUGUUGGAUCACCAGAAAUUGCUUUUCUUCACUGGGAAUGGUUUAGCAGGCAGUUCCUUGUAUUUGGUGAGCUUAUAGAAACAACAGCUGCAACCGUUCCGGAUACACUAUCUCCUCGUUUUGGUACUGCUGACAAUGUACUCACUGAGUGGGAAUUUCAACCAGCUUACUACUAUCAGUUGGCGGCAAAUUACUUGAGAGAGAAGAGGUAUGCCUUAGAAUGCUCUUCAUCAAGUGUAAACCUUACUGAAGGAGUCAAUGGACUACCUGAGUCAGUAAUGCCUUCUGUAUAUGUUGGUCAAUAUGUGCGCUUGUUUGAGCAAGGAGAUACAGUUGCCGUGCUUCCACUUUCUGAUACUGAGUACACCAGCUAUGCUUUGUCAGAAGCUGAAAGAUUUCAAGAUUCCUAUGAGAUAAUUGCUUUGUUUAGAAAAGCUUAUGAGUCAUUUCAGAGCCUAGGUGCCACAAGAAUGGCUUCUGUUUGUAGCGGUGGAAUGGCCAUAGAAUAUUAUGCAGCAGGGGAUUUUAGUAAUGCAAAACAACUUUUUGAUGGUACUGCUGGCAUAUAUCGUCAAGAAGGCUGGACCACUUUACUUUGGGAAAACCUAGGUUACCUGAGAGAAUGUGCAAGGAGACUUAAUUCUCUGAAGGACUUUAUCGGUUAUUCACUUGAGAUGGCUGCAUUACCUUUAUUCUCGAGCAGUGGGCAGGGAAAUUCAUCAGAAAACAAAAGAAAAAAUGGACCAGCAGGAUCUCCUACCAUUUCCAGUAGAGAGAGCACACAGCAGGAAGUCAUUAAUAUCUUGGAAGGGAAGCGUACAUCAGAAAUCACUGAUGAUGGGUCCAAUUUUCAUUUGAUGGAAGAGUCUACUCACAUUGAUAUUGAUCAAAUAAGUCCACUAAGGAUGGUACUUGUUGCUUGUGUUGCUUUUCAUGAUCAAUCUGUAAAACCUGGUUCACCAAUGCUUGUCAGUGUAUCUCUACAGUCUCAUCUUCCUUGUCCAGUUAUGAUUGAUAAGUUGGAGGUUCAAUUUAACCAAUCUGGCUGUAACUUUGUUAUAGUUAGUGCACAGGAAGAUUGUUCUGUAUCCAAUCCACAUGCUGAUGUAGCUACUCAAACUACUUCUCUGACAUUGUUCACUGAUAAAUGGUUGCGGUUGACUCAUGAAGUUAAACCAGGAAAGAGUGGAAAGCUGGAAUGUUUGUCAGUGAAGGCAACAAUAAGUAAGCGUCUUGUAGUUUGCUGCCAAGCUGAAAGUCCUGUUUCAAUGGAAGAAUUUCCUUUGUGGAAAUUUGAGGACCAAGUGGAGACAUUACCUACGAAGGACAAUGUACUCGCCUUUUCUGGGCAGAAACUAAUCCAAGUUGAAGAGCCGGAUGCUCAAGUUGACCUUCUCUUAGAUUCUACUGGUCCUGCAUUGGUUGGAGAAUUAUUUACAGUCCCAGUGACCGUACUUUCAAAAGGACAUGCGGUUCAUUCUGGUGAACUGAAAAUCAACCUUGUUGAUGCCAAAGGUGGAGGUCUUUUGAUGAGUCCUAGGGAAGCAGAAGAAUCUGAAAGUCAUGAUGUUGAACUUCUUGGUGUCUCAGCUGUGACAGCAGAGAAUGGGUCAAAGGAAGAAGUUGAUAACAUAAGAAAAAUCCAGCACUCAUUUGGGGUAGUAUCUGUUCCCACAUUAUGUGCAGGUGAUUCCUGGUCAUGCAAAUUGGAAAUUAAAUGGCACCAGGCAAAGUCAGUCAUGCUCUAUGUCUCUUUUGGCUAUUCCCUGGACUCCACUGAGGAAGCAGCACUGCACAGACUAAAUGUGCAUAGAAGCUUGCAAAUCGAAGGUAAGAUCCCUAUGAUAGUUGGUCACCAGUUUUUAAGACCAUUUAGGCGAGAACCCCUGUUACUAUCUAGGAUCAGAUCAUCAAGUGGUGAUGAUAAAAAAGGUUCUCUUGCUUUGAACGAGUCAAAUAUGCUCAUUGUGAGUGCUAGAAAUUGCACAGAGGUACCUUUGUGUCUACACGCAAUGACCAUUGAGCCUAAUGACAACGGAAAGCAACUCUUCUCAGUGGAACAGAUCAGUGGGAUUUCCAAUGAAUGCCCGGUUAUUGGUCCUAGCGAAGAAUACAAAGGAAUAUUUUCUGUGAAUCCACGGGUUGUCAGUUCAAGCUUUUGCCUAGGUGAAAUUUGGCUGAGCUGGUCAAGAGACUCAACCCUUGGAGAGAGUCAGGAUAACCGUGUUAUAAUGAAAGAAAUGUUACCUGAAGUUCAUAUUGAGGAGCCGCCACUUGUUGUGACCAUGGAGUGCCCUCCUUACGCUAUCCUUGGAACCCCUUUUACUUUUCAUGUGAAGAUCUAUAAUUCAACAUCCCUACUUCAGGAAAUCAAGUACUCUCUUGUUGACUCCCAGAACUUUGUCUUUUCUGGCGCUCACAACCAUGCUGCAUCCAUUCUGCCCAAAACCGAGCAUAUUGUUAGCCAUAAGCUUGUGCCGCUUGGUUCCGGCUCCCAGCAGCUGCCAAGGAUAACAGUAACUUCAGUGAGGAGCUUCGACGACGGGUUCCCGAACCUGUUCAUCAACAACGCGCACGACAUCCAGGGGCAGCACGUCGCGUUCCUGGCGUCGUUCAGCUCGCCGUCGGUCAUCUUCGAGCAGAUCUCCGUCAUCUUCGCGCUGCCCAAGCUCUUCGUCGCCUCCUUCACGCUCGUGCUGCCCUUCUUCCCCACGGGCUCCUUCGAGCGCGUCGAGGAGGAAGGCGACGUCGCCACCGCCUUCACUCUGGCGCGCAUCCUCUCCAUGAUCCCCAGGUCCCGCGGCGGGCCUACCAGCGUCGUCAUCUACGACAUCCACGCGCUCCAGGAGAGGUUCUACUUCGGGGAUGACGUCCUGCCCUGCUUCGAGACCGGGAUUCCGCUCCUGCUGCAGCGCCUCCGGCAGCUCCCAGACGCUGACAAUAUCACCAUUGCCUUCCCAGAUGAUGGGGCGUGGAAGCGUUUCCACAAGCUAUUGCUCAACUUUCCAAUGGUUGUAUGCGCAAAGGUUCGUGAAGGUGACAAGAGGAUAGUUCGAAUUAAGGAGGGGAAUCCUGAAGGCCGGCAUGUGGUUAUUGUUGAUGAUUUAGUGCAAUCUGGAGGGACUCUUAGAGAAUGCCAGAAAGUUUUGGCUGCUCAUGGUGCUGCAAAAGUUAGUGCCUAUGUGACUCAUGCUGUUUUCCCCAAGCAGUCGUAUGAACACUUCACUCACACUAAUUCUGCUGGGCCGGCUGACCAGUUUGCGUACUUUUGGAUUACUGACUCCUGCCCUCAGACAGUGAGAGCAAUCAACCAACAACCUCCAUUUGAGGUGUUGAGCCUCGCUGGCUCGAUCGCGGAUGCCCUUCAAAUUUGAGCUCAGUACUUGGUGAUGGGCUACUCCCAUUCUGCCUAAAUGUAAGAGUUCCAAUUUCAGCUCCAGCAAAACAAAUAAUGUGGAGUGAGCUAUCUAAUGUUAUGGCCUCAUGUCUUCAUAAACAGCUCAAUGAGUGAGUAAAAUAAGGCCUGAUGUUCAUUUGUUCCUUCUUGAGCAA